AUGUCAGCACCAGCAGCAGUACCACCAUCCUGGAAGGAUCUCGGCAAAUCAGCCAACGACCUCCUCAGCAAGGAUUUCCCAAUCAACGGCACUCAAUUAGAAGUAAAGACCAAGACCCCUUCAAAUGUCUCUUUCAAGGUUUCUGGUCUCCGUGACUCAAAAUCUGCAAACAUCAACGGCGACAUUGAAGGCAAAUACGUUGAUGCUUCCAAAGGCGUCAUCUUCACUCAAGCGUGGACCACCUCAAAUGUCCUCAAAUCUCAAUUAGAAUUAGAGAACAACAUCGCAAAGGGCCUUAAGCUCGACAUUCAAUCUUCUCUCCUUCCUCAAGGCGGUGGUAAGUCUGCACUCGCAGGCGCCAUUUUCAAGCAACCAGGUCUCCACGGCCGCGCCUUCUUGGAUGUUUUCAAGGGUCCUACUUUCACCCUCGACUCGGUCGUCGGCAAGGACGGUUUACUCGCUGGUGCCGAGACUUCUUACUCGGUUCAAGACGGCAAGAUCAGCAAAUACGCUGCUGCUGUUGGUUACUCGGCCCCUGAGUAUGCUGUCACCCUCCACGGUCUCAACAACCUCAACGUCUUCGCCGCUUCUUACUACCACAGAGUCAGCCGCGACGUCGAAGCUGGCGCCAAGGCCAUCUACGACACCAAGAUUGGUCCUUCCAACGUCAACCUCGAAGUCGGCGCUAAGACUUACCUCGACAACGCUGCCUUUGUCAAGAGCAAGAUUAACAACGCUGGUAUCCUCGCCCUCGGCUACACUCAAGCUCUCCGUCCAGGCGUUAAGGCCUCUUUCGGUCUCGCUCUCGACACCCAACGCCUCAACGACACUUCGGCUGGUCCUUCAGCUCACAAGAUCGGCGCUGCAUUCACUUUCGAGUCUUAA
Molecule: messenger RNA, 885 nt
Organism: Wallemia ichthyophaga EXF-994
Lineage: Eukaryota; Fungi; Basidiomycota; Wallemiomycetes; Wallemiales; Wallemiaceae
Exons: 2
Coding region: 1-885 (294 amino acids)
Biological process (GO): monoatomic anion transmembrane transport
Cellular component (GO): mitochondrial outer membrane
Molecular function (GO): voltage-gated monoatomic anion channel activity
Source: RefSeq, a predicted model, not a curated record